AUGAAGGCUUAUUUGAGAUAUGAAGGCAUAUCAAAGUAAUAGUAUCCUCAGUCACCACUUCAAGUAGAACCAAAACCUUUAUUUACAAUGAUGCCUCGUCGUAAAACUGCAUAAGUACCUUUUCGUCGAAGUCUGCAUCAAAACAAAUCACCUACUAAUUUUGAUCGAUAAUUCGUUGUUGAGGAAUUGAGACUUGCCAAUGCAUCUCUUUAAGAGGUGAACAAGGAGUUACAACAAUUGAAUGAAUCUUUACAUGAGUAGGUUCAAAAAUUGUAAGAAUCAAAUAAGGCCUUACAAAUAUAGAUCAAUUAAAUGACCAUUUAAAUAGAUGAUCUAAAAAUAAAUAAUAGACACUUGAGAUCAUAAGAUAGCAGUAUGCAUUUUCAAUCCAAAGCAUUUGAUUAGAGGUUCAAAGUAAUUGAAAUUUAAGAUUACAAGAUCAAAAUAAUCAUAUCGUUUAUCUACAGUUGCAAUUAAAAAAGUUAAAUGACUAAUUAGAAUAAAAAAGAACAUUAGAAACCAAACCAAUGAAAAUGCAAUAAUAAGCUCUCAAGGAAUUAGAUAGUAUUUGUGUAAUUUAAUCACUAUAAAUGAUAGUUAGAAAUAAAGAAUUAUAUUAUUUGUAAGUUGUGUCAUUAAGAACUGAAGGAUCCAGUUACUGUAAUUCCAUGUGCUCAUUCAUAUUGUCGUUCAUGUAAGAAGGGUUACAUGGGAAAAUGUUUCAUUUGUGGACCUGAUGAAUAAAUUGAAGCUACUUAUGCUAAUAUGUUGUUAAUUCCAAUGAUUGAAUUAUUCAAAAAGAAUUGUGAAAUAAGGGAAUUAUUUAAAUGA
Molecule: messenger RNA, 831 nt
Organism: Paramecium pentaurelia
Lineage: Eukaryota; Ciliophora; Oligohymenophorea; Peniculida; Parameciidae
Source: the annotation of a GenBank genome assembly